CAUCAAAAUACGCACGCUGUCAACCCAUUACGGCCUUGGACUAUCUGCACCUGCUCCAAUGGCAACAUCUGGAAUCGGGGUCUCUCCAGAUCUCAGCGCUCAGUUCUCGCAUGCAGUGGACAGUAAGGAAACAAGAUUUCUCAAAGUCUCGAUUCAAAACGAGUCUCUCGUACAUGAUCUUUCUAUACCCAUCCAAGGAACAUUAGCAGAAGAUCUCACUAAACUUCAAACUUCCGAAAUUCUGCACGAUGACACCCCGGCCUACGUCCUCACCAAGCUCGAUGACCCGGCCACUGAAUGGCUAGCCAUCUAUUUCGUUCCCGACACUGCGAAAGUCAGAGACAAGAUGCUGUAUGCGUCGACUCGUGCCUCUUUGCUUAAGUCCCUCGGGUCGACACUCUUCACCGACUCCAUAUUUGCCACAUCCAAAGCAGAUCUGACGCCGGAGGCCUAUGAAGCGCACAGAAAGCACAUCCUUGCACCAAAACCGCUCUCUGCCAGUGAACAAGAGCUGGCUAAUGUACGUGCUGCGGAACGGGAGGCGGGAGGUUUGGGAGUAUAUCAAGGAAGUCGGGCGCGAACAACCCACAUGGGUCAAACGGUCGGAAUGCCCUGGAGCUCCGAAUCUGAAGAGGCGGUCAAGAAGCUGGGGGAGUGCAAUGGAUCUGAACUCCUGAUCAUGACAAUCGACAUACCAACCGAAACGCUCACCCUCAAAUCGUUCUCCGAGACAGAGGUAGCAAAUGUUGGUUCCUCCCUCCCUUCAGACGGCGCAAGCUAUGCAUUCUAUGCCUGGAAACACUCCCCCUCAGCUCGUGACAUCAUCUUUAUCUACUCGUGCCCGAACACCUGCCCCGUCAAACAGCGGAUGGUCUACGCAUCUGGCUUCAACUCUGUCUUCUUGAACGCCAAGAAUCUUCUUGAAAGCGCUUCAUCCUCACUCCACAACCGGAAGAUUGAGACGUCUACACCGGAUGAGAUAGAUGAGGCUUUCCUGCGCUCUGAAUACGAUUUUGCCUCUGGCACCAGCACUCCGGCCGGCAGCGCGGUCACGACCCCGAACACAACAGGUGGCCCUGAACAAAAGCCGUUCGCUCGGCCCAAAGGACCAAAGCGUAGAUGAGAAUCAAAUUGAAUAGUCGAGGAAGAGAGGCUGUGUACGGACAUUGUGUUACUGUAACUGAAGAGGAUAUGACUUCAAUGACGC
Mycena citricolor is the source of this 1207-nucleotide messenger RNA. Lineage: Eukaryota; Fungi; Basidiomycota; Agaricomycetes; Agaricales; Mycenaceae. The record is from the annotation of a GenBank genome assembly.